Molecule: messenger RNA, 2180 nt
Organism: Caretta caretta (loggerhead turtle)
Lineage: Eukaryota; Metazoa; Chordata; Testudines; Cheloniidae
Product: cytochrome P450 2K1
Biological process (GO): xenobiotic metabolic process
Cellular component (GO): intracellular membrane-bounded organelle; cytoplasm
Molecular function (GO): oxidoreductase activity, acting on paired donors, with incorporation or reduction of molecular oxygen, reduced flavin or flavoprotein as one donor, and incorporation of one atom of oxygen; heme binding; iron ion binding
Source: RefSeq, a predicted model, not a curated record
UUUUUAACAAAGCUGAUCACUCUGUUUGCAGACACAGCUGGAUUAGGUUGCAUUCUUCCCAUAAUUUUUUUUUUGGAAAAUUCCUGACUAGUACGGUAUCAAUCCCAAAGAAAUGACGCUGGCAGAUCCAGUUGUCAUACUGCUGCUGUUUGUGGUAACUUUUGUUUCUAUUCUCACUGUGAAAAGGGGCUGGAAUAAGAGAGCCUGCCUGAAUUUUCCCCCAGGACCAAGACCUUUACCCGUCCUUGGAAAUGUACACCAGCUGAACCUGAAGAGACCUUACCGAACUUUGCUUGAGCUGUCUGAGAAAUAUGGCCCAGUCUUCAGCAUUCAGAUGGGACCCAAGAAAAUGGUGGUGCUGUCGGGAUACAAGAUGGUGAAGGAGGCUCUUGUGAACCAGGCAGAUGCGUUUGUGGAAAGGCCUAGAAUCCCAAUAUUUGAAAAAAUUUCAAGAGGACAUGGUGUUAUUUUUGCUCAUGGUGAAAACUGGAAAGUGAUGAGAAGAUUCACUCUCACGACCUUACGGGAUUUUGGCAUGGGCAGGAGGACCAUUGAGAACAAAAUCCUGGAAGAAUGUGAUUAUCUGAUAAAGGAUUUUGAAUCUCGCAAAGGAAGCCCCUUUGACACCAUGAAGAUGAUGAAUGUUGCUGUUUCCAAUGUCAUUGUGUCGAUAAUGCUCGGACACCGAUUUGAUUACGAGGACCCAAAGUUUAUCAGGCUUAUCUAUUUAAUUAAUGAAAGUGUCCGGCUUUGUGGGAGUCCCAUGGUUACGGUGUUCAAUAUAUUUCCCGCCCUUGGGUUCCUACCAGGAAAUCACAAGACUGUCUUUAAUAACAUGGAAGAACUGUACUCCUUUAUUCAGCAGACUUUCAUCGAAUACCUGAAGCAAUUAGAUCCCAAUGACCAGAGAAGUUUCAUUGAUGCCUUUCUCGUCAGGCAGCAGGAGGAAAUAUAUAAUCCCAAUUCCCAUUUCAAAAAUGAGAAUUUGCAAAGCCUGGUGAGUAAUCUGUUCACGGCUGGGAUGGAAACAACUUCUACCACACUCCGCUGGGGCCUUUUGCUUAUGAUGAAAUACCCAGCUAUUCAGAAAAAAGUCCACGAAGAGAUCGAAAGAGUUAUAGGAUCUGCCCAGCUUCGUUAUGAACAUCGGACACAAAUGCCAUAUACGGACGCAGUUAUCCAUGAAAUUCAGAGGUUUGCUAAUAUCCUGCCAAUGAGCUUGCCUCAUGAGACUACUGAGGAUGUCAGACUUAAUGGCUAUGUUAUUCCUAAAGGUACUUAUAUCAUCCCCUUACUGGCCUCUGUUUUGUGUGACAAGACUCAGUGGGAGAAGCCUGGAGAAUUCUAUCCUCAGCAUUUCCUCAGCACAGAUGGAAAGUUCGUGAAGAAUGAGGCAUUCAUGCCUUUUUCAGCAGGUCGGAGGAUCUGUGCAGGCGAGACUCUUGCCAAGAUGGAGCUCUUCCUCUUCUUUACAAGCCUCCUGCAGAGGUUCACUUUCCAUCCUCCUCCUGGAGUUACCAGCUCAGACCUGGACCUCACCCCGGCAGUUGGGUUUACCACGCCCCCAAUGCCCCAUAAGAUCUGUGCUGUGCCAUGCAGAUAAACGACAGCUUCUUGGGAAAGUCACACAACCUCAACCCCACUCUGUCCUACUGCUUAUCCCUCCCAGAUACAUGUGUCCUAUCUUAACAGCAUUUUACUCUAUGUCUUAGAAACCGGUUAGAGCUUGGGGCCGGCGUUAUGCUGCCAGAGCCAGGGAUUGGAGCCUGAACUGAAGCCGGGGCCACAUGGCCAGAGUUGGGGUCAGUGCCUGACAGGGUCAGGAGCUGCAUGGCCAGAGUUGGGGGUCAGUGCCUGACAGGGUCAGGAGCUGCAUGGCCAGGGUUGGGGUCAGUACCAGUGGUCAGAGCCCGGAGCUGGGGGCAGAAGCCAGGUGUUGGCACCUGAAGCCCCAUGGCUGGAGCCCUGGUCUGCACAGCCAGGCUCCCUAAAUCCUGAAGCCCACCUCCCAAGCACCCCAGGGCUGAAGCCAAUGCUUCUUUGUCUCUCCCCCUCUCGCCCCAUCACUGCCCAGGAGGCUGUUGUGGCUGCAGGAAAACCCCCUCAUGGCCGCAUGAGAGACACUGCAUUAGUAACCUGCUAAUUUCUACCAGAAAACAAUGAAAACAUAUAUAACUCUU